This is a messenger RNA of Halichondria panicea, 2021 nucleotides long. Its product is annotated as solute carrier family 15 member 4-like. The record is from RefSeq and is a predicted model, not a curated record. Gene Ontology annotation, molecular function: transmembrane transporter activity. NCBI's taxonomy places the organism in Eukaryota, Metazoa, Porifera, Demospongiae, Suberitida, Halichondriidae. Bases 112 to 1854 code for a protein of 580 amino acids. The transcript has a single exon. Gene Ontology annotation, cellular component: membrane. Gene Ontology annotation, biological process: transmembrane transport.
AAUUGCCUUUUAGGAAAAAUAUCAGUAGACAAAAAAUCGUGUUACUUACAUGUACGCACUAAAUAACGGUCAGUUAAACACAGACACAGUUAUAGUUUGAAAGCUAAGAGAAUGUCUAAAUAUUCACUGAAGCAUAUUCUCAUCUUCUCCGGCCCUAUCGUACAGAUACUACUGUGGACAACACUCAACAGUGCUAUCUACUACGCUGCAAUUGACAUCGGAAGUGAGGUUGUCAAAGACACAAUUUUGUCCGGGAAAUUCGUCAACUUAUUGAAAUCUUUGGAGGGCACGCUACUUCAGUACGGAGUCUUGUCUCUGGUCUUUGUAAUUUUCCUUCUUGGUGGUUUCUUUGCCGAUGUUUAUUUGGGCCGCUACAGAGCAGUUGCGUUGGGGCAGAUAUUCACUUCAUUAUGCAUGGUGACAACGACAGUUAGUUCCGUUGCUUUACACGUUGGAGACAACAAGAUCGUGACUAGCGCAUGCAUAUAUGUAGCUUUGGCAUUCUCCUUGCUAUUCUACAUAAUUGGGAUGUCUCUAGUCGGAAGCAACAUACUUCAGUUCGGAUCAGACCAGCUGAUGGAGAAGCCCAACGAGAGCCUGGGAGUAUUUGUACACUGGCUGCUUUGGGCUCAAGAUUUCGGUUAUCUAAUCGGCAAAAUGUUCCUUGUAGGGAAAAAUUGUCUCCCUAGAGACAACCAAGUCUUUAACCAUGUGCUGUGGUCUAUACCCAUUUAUUUUCUCGUGGUCCUGAUUGUGCUUUUAAUUGUAAGCUAUUGUACAAGACAUCGCUUUAACAGAGACCGUGUGAAGUACAACCCUUACAAAUUGAUUUACAAGGUCCUCAACUUUGCCCGUAAGAACAAGUACCCAGUAGGCCCUGUCUCAGCUUUCACUCGCUGCUACAACUUCCGACCAUCGCGGCUGGACUAUGCCAAGGAGAGAUAUGGCGGACCAUUCACUACCUCAGAUGUGGAAGAUGUCAAAUCAUUCAAAAAUGUGUUUUUGAUUCUGUUAGCUUUGGGACCUGUCUACAUUGCAGACCCACCCAUGCAGUCGUUUAUAUUCCACAUGUUUUCCAACCAUACUGGGGCAAUGAUAAGCUUUGGAACUAGUAAUGAAACUUGUGAGAAUAUUGAAACAAUUUUCUCGAGAAUUGGAGUACUGAUUGGAUUCCCUAUUUACAUGUGGGUAAUUUAUUCCGUAUUUAGAAACAGAACUCCUAGGAUAUUAUACCGUCUCAUAUCAGCAAUAUCGAUCUACCUUUUGGCGGUAACGAGCAUACUUGUUGCCGAUUUUACAGGCCAUCUCAUAUUGUACACAAGAAGUCACAACCACACUGAAUAUCAAGCUGGUUGUAUGUUUGUAGAACAUGAGCUACAAGAAACACUGCACCUCCACUGGGCGGUGAUAGCAAUACCGAGUUUUAUAGGAGGUAUUAGUCACGAUGUCGUGAUAGCUUCAGCUCUAGAGUUUAUAUCAGCACAAAGUCCCCAUGCAAUGAAAGGGGUUCUUGUUGGUAUCUUUUUUGCUACAAUUGGCAUUUUCAGAGUGAUUGGAGCAAUUUUUUUUAUUCCAUUCUCUUUGAAGGUUAUUUGGAAAUACGGCUAUCUUGGAAAGCACCCUCCAGUGAUCAGUUGUGGGUUUGGCUACUACUUGGUGUGUAUCACUGUUGCUUUGAUUGGUCUCGGUUCACUCAUCGUAGCCGUGAAGAGAUACAAGUAUCGCAGGAGAGACGAGGAGCCAUACUCACAGGCCUGUGUGGAAGAAAUAUUUGCCAGGAGACUAGCCAACAGAGCUGUAAGCUACGAUAGACAAGGGUACCAAGAACUGUCAGGUUCUAAUAUAAACAGUUGAUGUAGCUUGUGUGUAUUGUUUACUACGUAGAACAGAAGGUUCAAUUAAUUCUUGCAUUUAUAAACACAUUUGUACACUGGCUAUGGCUGUAUAGAACAAUGCAUUGUAUGUACAUGUCCUUAUAUGUACACAUAUUGUGCACACACAACUAAUGCUUACAUAAAUUA